AUCGGUAUGGAAGCCUGGCACUAUUGAUGGUUCACCAGGCUACAGAAAAGCAGGGAUUUGGAAUCGUUUUCAAAAUUUUCGAAAAUGUGGUGGAAGGUUUUGUUUGGUAAAACUACUAAAAAGAGGAGCUAUACAUGAAAGAG
Racocetra persica is the source of this 143-nucleotide messenger RNA. NCBI's taxonomy places the organism in Eukaryota, Fungi, Glomeromycota, Glomeromycetes, Diversisporales, Gigasporaceae. The record is from the annotation of a GenBank genome assembly.